AGGGGAGAGCGGGAAGUUGCAGUUUACAAUCAAGCCCCAGGCGGUGCCGGGAGAGAGGAGCGCAUGGCAAGAAAACCCCCACUACACCCACCCUGCACUCUAAAGACCCAAAUUGCGAAUGGAAGACGGUGACCAUCCCUGCAGCUUCACUGUGAGCAGGCCCAAGGGGUUCCUGGGGAAACAGUCACUAAAUUGAAAGUAGUGUUUAACCCCAAGGAAAUCUGCUCUUGUGGGCACUUGCAAAACAACGGACCUCACGUGAUCCGGGGAUGUAGCGGAGGAGGGAGGGUGACAUUUCCUACAAGGUGCCGCAGAGGAGAGGGACGCGCGUGCCACUCUCUCGGGUUUCGGACGGCGGCCUGGUUUGUUGUCUCUGAGGCUCGAGGGGAAGAUCUGGCUGUGUCCAAGGGAGACGCUCCGAGACAUCCAUCUUAUUUUGUUUGAAAAGUUACUCGUUCAAGUUUCACUGUGUGACAACUCGGAAUACAGCUAAUUUGCGACCGCUCCUCUCUUCCCCGAGGAUCUCCAAGGCAGCGAGGCGGACGCGGUGCAAAAUUGGGUGGGGACGCGGGGCCCCAGCAUUCCCGCGGGAGAGCUCCGGCUGGGCAGCCUGGGGACGGGGACCCACGAAAGACGGAGCUUUGCAGAGGACACCGACUCUCGGGAUAAAGGCCGAGAGAAGAAAAAUCGGGGCAGAAUGAACGAAAGAGGGGGGAUCCGAGGGGGUGGCCAGUGCGUUCCGGGAGGCAGGCUUUGCACCCGCGAUAAAAGGCGAGAGUACCAGCUUCCCCAGGCGAGCGCUUCAGGAGCGCUGUGACCGAUUCUCCACGCCCCGGGCCGGUUCACAGCUGCAGAAGUGAGUGGAGAGGCACUCGGGCCCCUCCAGCGCGGAGGGGGGACGCGCCGAUCUCCGCUCGGCCCACGCGGCAGCAGCAAACACUUUGGCGUGGCCGGGGCGUGGUCCAGGGGGCGGGCCACGCCCCUCUUUCCCAAUUCCCCUCCACUCCCCGCUCCCAUUGGUCACGAGGAUGGCCAAUGAGCGCUCGGAUCGAGGUCCUACCCUGCGUCUGACUCGAAAGCUCCUGCCAAAACUUCGGGAGUUUUUAGAGAGGAGUUUUUUUUCCCUCUUAUUACAUUUUUUUUUUUUUUUUUAACUAACGGAUUAUUAUUGUUGUUGUUUUAAAUUUAGCUCUUAGGGCUUAGCUGUUUGGGUUUUUCUUUCGGUGCCCGGCCCCUGUCUCCCCGGCUUCCCUGGCGUGUGCGGAGCCGCGGCCCCCGCCCGCCUCGCCGCUCCAGCGCCCCUAGCUCGCCUCCAGCCCGCGGGGAGCGCGGGCGUCGCGCCGCCUUUCAAGUGAGGCCAGGGGCCGAGGCUGUGACCGGCCGGGAUCCGGCCCUCGCCUCCUCCCUCGGUGGCGCUAGGGCUCCCUGGCCUGUCUUCAGUGCGGACGGAGAAGCGAAAGCGGAUCGUCCUCGGCUGGGCUGCCGCCUCCUCCUGGACUAGCGCGCCCCUCCCCGCGCACCCACUCACCCAUCCACCCGGUCCGGCCAGGCCGCGCCGGCCGCUCGGCGCGCCCCGCCAGGAUGUUCGCCGCCGGGCUGGCUCCCUUCUACGCCUCCAACUUCAGCCUCUGGUCGGCCGCUUACUGCUCCCCGGCCGGCCCAGGCGGCUGUUCUUUCCCCCUGGACCCCGCUGCGGUCAAGAAACCGUCCUUCUGCAUCGCAGACAUCCUGCACGCCGGCGUCGGGGAGCCGGGGGCGGCCCCGGAGGGCCUGGCGGGGGCCUCGGCCGCCGCCCUCACCGCGCACUUGGGCUCGGCUCACCCGCACGCCUCUUUCCAAGCUGCGGCCAGAUCCCCGCUUCGACCCACCCCGGUGGUGGCGCCCUCCGAAGUCCCGGCUGGCUUCCCGCAGCGGCUGUCUCCGCUCUCAGCCGCCUACCACCACCAUCAUCCACAGCAACAACAGCAGCAGCAACAACCACAGCAGCAACAGCCUCCGCCUCCACCCCGGGCCGGCGCCUUGCAGCCCCCGGCCUCCGGGUCGCGAGUGGUCCCGAACCACCAUCAUAGCGGCUCGGCCCCGGCUCCCUCCAGCAAGGACCUCAAAUUUGGAAUUGACCGCAUUUUGUCUGCAGAAUUUGACCCCAAAGUCAAGGAAGGCAACACGCUGAGAGAUCUCACGUCCCUGCUAACCGGCGGACGGCCCGCGGGGGUCCACCUCCCCGGCCUGCAGCCCUCCACCGGCCAGUUCUUCGCAUCUCUAGAUCCCAUUAACGAGGCUUCUGCCAUCCUGAGUCCUUUAAGCUCGAACCCGAGAAAUUCAGUUCAACAUCAGUUUCAAGACACGUUUCCAGGUCCCUACGCGGUGCUCACUAAGGACACCAUGCCGCAGACGUACAAGAGGAAGCGCUCAUGGUCCCGGGCUGUCUUCUCCAACCUGCAGAGGAAAGGCCUGGAGAAGAGGUUUGAGAUUCAGAAGUACGUGACCAAGCCAGACCGAAAGCAGCUGGCGGCGAUGCUGGGCCUCACCGACGCGCAGGUCAAGGUGUGGUUCCAGAACCGGCGAAUGAAGUGGCGGCACUCCAAGGAGGCGCAGGCUCAGAAGGACAAAGACAAGGAGGCGGGCGAGAAGCCGUCCGGCGGAGCCCCGGCUGCCGACGGCGAGCAGGAGGAGCGGAGCCCCAGCCGCUCCGAGGGCGAGGCCGAGAGCGAGAGCAGCGACUCCGAGUCUCUGGACAUGGCCCCCAGCGACACGGAGAGGACUGAGGGGGCCGAGCGGUCUCUGCACCAAACGACGGUCAUCAAGGCCUCGGCCACGGGCGCCCUCCUCGCCGCCAGCGGCGCUGGGAGCGGUGGAAGCAGCGGCAGCGGCGGCAGCUUUGGCUUCGGCAGCCUCGGCGGCAGCAGCACCAGCGCGGGCAGCGCCAGCAGCCUGGGCAGCGGCGGCGGCGGCGGCUCCUCGGAGCUGCUCCCUGCGCCCCAGCCCACCCUCAGCAGCGCUCCCAAAAGCCCCGAGCCCGCCCAGGCGCCGCUCGGCGGCCUAUAGACUGCACGAGGGUGGAGAGGACCCGGGGGCCCCGCGGGCAGCCUCCCAGCCCUCCAGUGCGGGCUGGAUUCGGUGCCUACUUUCUGCUGGCGGCGGGGCCAGGGCCGGAGACGCAGCGGCGGAGCCUCCUUCCCUGCGUUCACAUCUGGGCCCUCGCAGCCCCGGGCUGGAGCAGCCCACUCUGCACAGAGCCCGGGGGAGUCUCAGUGGCCCCGCGAAGGCUCGCAGCCCCAGCCGCGCACUUCUCCCCGGAUACGAGCAGCUCACACUGUGAAGCAUUUGAACAGUUGCUCCCCGCCCUAGGGGUCGUGGCGCAAAGACGCGUUGCACUUAGGACGCCACAGACUUGUAAAUAA
This is a messenger RNA of Equus quagga, 3401 nucleotides long. It is a transcript of the gene HLX, whose product is annotated as H2.0 like homeobox. The record is from RefSeq and is a predicted model, not a curated record. The transcript is spliced from 5 exons. NCBI's taxonomy places the organism in Eukaryota, Metazoa, Chordata, Mammalia, Perissodactyla, Equidae. Gene Ontology annotation, molecular function: DNA-binding transcription factor activity, RNA polymerase II-specific; sequence-specific DNA binding. The coding region runs from base 1582 to 3045 and encodes 487 amino acids. Gene Ontology annotation, biological process: regulation of DNA-templated transcription.